GCCUAACUCUCUGUACAAAGACCAUCACUCCCUAUGAACGGAUCAUCUGUACUAAAUAAGGGACAAGAGUGAAAUGUGAUGGUCAUACACAGAUAUGAAGAAACACACAGACUUCGGUGACUCAUUCUGGAGUUUUGGAAAAGAGCAGGACUUCAAGCCUCACAUUAGACACAUUGAGCCUGUUCUCACUGAAUGUGACCUUGACUGGAAAUCCCAUUUGCGCUGGAUACCUGAACCACGAUACAGUGAUGCCCCAUUUCCACACAUCAAAGACAUAAAGUUUCCCAAUGAAAGGAAACUGAUGAGAUCCUUCCCACAGGCUAAUAGGGUGUCCGUAUCUGAGUGGAGCUUUUAUCCAAACAUUGGACAGCCCAAGACCUAUCACACUGGAAAGAGAUGUUUUAUGGAUGGCAUUAUUCAUCCAAGAAGCAUGAGAUGCAUUUCAGAAAAUUCCCUGGAAUCAUUCAUAGGGAGGAAAAAGCAGGCCACAGACAAAUGCAGCAUCUACCCUUCAACAAAGGUCAGACCAUUUCUAGUCCCUGAGUACAGCUCUGACUUUCAUAAAUAUGAAUCAUCACUGCGCACAGCUACUUUUGGGUCCAAGCCUUUUGCCACAUUUAAACCAUUUAUUCACCUAAAACCAAGCACAAAAUACAUCAGUCCACCGUAUGCAGAGAAACAUAAAAGUCCUGCUCGAGAGGAGGACAUUCUUGAAGUCAAGAGGUUGAGCAGCUGGAGACCAGCACCAAACAUCUAUGACAGGACAGUUUUGCUGGACACCUAAUUUUGAAGGUGUCAAACCAUGCUUACAUAUUUAUUGUUGUUAUGUGUU
Molecule: messenger RNA, 832 nt
Organism: Carassius carassius (crucian carp)
Lineage: Eukaryota; Metazoa; Chordata; Actinopteri; Cypriniformes; Cyprinidae
Product: spermatogenesis-associated serine-rich protein 1
Exons: 7
Coding region: 95-784 (229 amino acids)
Source: RefSeq, a predicted model, not a curated record